ACGGCGCCGCCUGCCCCGGGGAGCGGCGGGCGCGGGGCGCAGCGAGUAGCGCGCAGCCCGAGGCGCACCGACGGCCGCCCACCCCACCAUGCUCAAGCGCUGCGGCCGGCGCCUGCUGCUGGCGCUGGCGGGCGCGCUGCUCGCCUGCCUGCUGGUGCUCACGGCCGACCCGCCGCCGCCGCCCCUGCCCGCCGAGCGCGGCCGCCGCGCGCUGCGCAGCCUGGCGGGCCCCGCGGGGGCGGCCCGGGUGGGGGCGGCCCCGGCGCCCGCGGCGCUGGCCGGAGAGGUGCACAGCCUGUCGGAGUACUUCGGCCUGCUGACUCGCGCGCGCAGAGACGCGGGCCCGCCGCCCGGGGGCGCGCCCCGCCCCGCCGACGGCCCCCCGCGGCCCCCCGCCGAGGUGCUCGGGCCCCGCGACGUCUUCAUCGCGGUCAAGACCACCAAGAAGUUUCACCGCGCGCGCCUCGACCUGCUGCUCGAGACCUGGAUCUCGCGCCACCGGGAGAUGACGUUCAUCUUCACCGACGGGGAGGACGAAGGGCUGGCCGGGCACCCAGGCCACGUCAUCAACACCAACUGCUCGGCAGCACACAGCCGCCAGGCACUGUCCUGCAAGAUGGCCGUGGAGUACGACCGCUUCAUCGAGUCGGGGCGCAAGUGGUUCUGCCACGUGGACGAUGACAACUACGUGAACGUGCGGGCCCUGCUGAAGCUGCUGGGCAUCUACCCCCACACCCAGGACGUGUACCUCGGCAAGCCCAGCCUCGACCGGCCCAUCCAGGCCACUGAGAGGGUCAGCGAGGACAGGGUGCGCCCCGUCCACUUCUGGUUUGCCACUGGCGGAGCCGGCUUCUGCAUCAGCCGGGGACUGGCCCUGAAGAUGAGCCCGUGGGCCAGCGGGGGCCACUUCAUGACCACGGCCGAGCGCAUCCGCCUGCCGGACGACUGCACGGUCGGCUACAUCGUGGAGGCCCUGCUGGGCGUCCCCCUCAUCCGCAGCAGCCUCUUCCACUCCCACCUGGAGAACCUGCAGCAGGUGCCCACCUCCGAGCUCCACGAGCAGGUGACCCUGAGCUACGGCAUGUUUGAGAACAAGCAGAACACCGUCCCCGUGAAGGGGGCCUUCUCGGUGGAGGCCGACCCGUCCAGGUUCCGCUCCAUCCACUGCCUCCUGUACCCGGACACCCCCUGGUGUCCCCACACUGCCGUCCUCUAGCAGACACGGCUGAGACCCCAUCCCCGGGCACCCCUGGUAUCCAAAGGGCCCGGGGAUCCCUGUGGCACACCCUGGCCUCGGCCUUCGAGGCCCCCACGGGGCCGUGCGCGUGCAUCGGGUGCCCGCCCAUGUAGCAGACUGCUGGGCAGUUCUGCUCCAUGGAGGGAGCCGCAGAUCUGCCCAUCUGUCUGUCUGUCUGCCUGUCCUCCGCAGCUCCAGAGCCCACCUGGGAGAAGGUUUUAUGUGUCAGAAGUUACCCCCAGGGUAGUUUUGUUAUUCUGUUUUUCGACCUGUUUACGAAAGUGGGGCUGGACCAGGUGUGCAGAGGUACGAGCAGGUGCCUCUCCACCUGCUCAGUGCCUGCAAUCUCAGAGCCCUGCUGGGGCCCCCUUCACGGCCGAGCCACGCUCAGGUGACGGGAAGCUGGUUUUGGGGUGAGUGGCCUGAGCCCUCUGGUCCCGCUGAGCUCUGGCCGGGUCCCUGUGGCAGCCGCUUCCUGGGUGAACAGCGGCUCCGGCCCAGCCCUGGGGGCCGCGGGUCUCUUCCCAGCCCCCCAGAGGGCUCCCCUUGGUCUCCCCCGUGGUCGGGUGAGCAGAGCUGCGCAUUUUGUCUCCUCUCUCCAGUAGAGAGAACGUCGCCCAUACUGGGUGUGUCUGUAAAUAUUGUGACAGUAUUUUUUUACUGUGCUGUUUUUUCAAAAGGGAGUGGGUAAAAAAAAGUAGGGUGUUUGUGUGUUUUUUUUAGGGGGGAGGGGGUUGUGUUAUUUUAUCUUUUCUGUGGAUCAGAAAAAGCAGAAGCCAAAUUUUGGGUAAUCUUUGUUUUUAAAGCUGAAAUGGAAAUGUCAUAACACUCGAUUAUUUAUACGUUCUGGUAUCUGGAACCUCCCGUCUGCCCCUGUGCCGGGCCCAGCGUGGCCUGCCCCGUGGGGGGGUGUUUUUGCUCCGUUUUUCUUUUGACAAAGACGCAGCUCGGAAGUCGAACGAUGAGGGACAAGCUCUCGGAAUGGGGCUGUUGCUAUGGUGACAUCCUUUGCUUGGAAUAAAAGAGCUCUUUGCGGCAACUCCGAUGA
Molecule: messenger RNA, 2285 nt
Organism: Choloepus didactylus (southern two-toed sloth)
Lineage: Eukaryota; Metazoa; Chordata; Mammalia; Pilosa; Megalonychidae
Gene: LFNG
Product: LFNG O-fucosylpeptide 3-beta-N-acetylglucosaminyltransferase
Exons: 8
Coding region: 89-1216 (375 amino acids)
Biological process (GO): pattern specification process; regulation of Notch signaling pathway
Cellular component (GO): Golgi membrane
Molecular function (GO): O-fucosylpeptide 3-beta-N-acetylglucosaminyltransferase activity
Source: RefSeq, a predicted model, not a curated record